AUGGCCACUUACGUCCCGAAGCGCUCCCGCGACGACGUGUACCGCUUCUUCUUCACGGAGGGCGUUAUCUCCUGCAAGAAGGACCCCCUCGGCACGUGGACCGGCACGCUGGGUGGGAAGGCCUUCAAGGUGCCCGCCGUACAGGUGAUUCAGCUCAUGCGCUCCAUGAAGAGCCGCGGCCUCAUCAAGGAGCAGUUCGCCUGGCGCCACUUCUACUGGUUCCUCAACGACGAGGGCGUGGAGUACCUCCGCAAGUACCUCUUCCUCGCCCACGAUGCCGUCCCUAACACCCACAAGGUGGAGUACAAGGCCCUCGAGCGCGAGGGCGGCCGCGGCCGUGGACGUGGCGAGGGCCGUGGACGUGGACGCGGCGAGGGUCGCGGUCGUGGACGUGGCGAGGGUCGUGGACGUGGCGAGGGUCGUGGACGUGGCCGUGGCUUCCACAGCGAGCGUGACGCCUACCGCAACGGGUGCCGCCGCUGCUCCUGCUGUUGA
Messenger RNA from Trypanosoma conorhini, 495 nucleotides. RefSeq names its product 40S ribosomal protein S10. The record is from RefSeq and is a predicted model, not a curated record. NCBI's taxonomy places the organism in Eukaryota, Euglenozoa, Kinetoplastea, Trypanosomatida, Trypanosomatidae. Bases 1 to 495 code for a protein of 164 amino acids. Gene Ontology annotation, molecular function: RNA binding; structural constituent of ribosome. The transcript has a single exon. Gene Ontology annotation, cellular component: cytosolic small ribosomal subunit.